Panicum virgatum (switchgrass) is the source of this 1747-nucleotide messenger RNA. RefSeq names its product DIMBOA UDP-glucosyltransferase BX8-like. The transcript has 2 exons. NCBI's taxonomy places the organism in Eukaryota, Viridiplantae, Streptophyta, Magnoliopsida, Poales, Poaceae. Gene Ontology annotation, molecular function: UDP-glycosyltransferase activity. Bases 177 to 1565 code for a protein of 462 amino acids. The record is from RefSeq and is a predicted model, not a curated record.
AGUACCCCACUACAGGACACACGCAUGAAGCUAAGCUGCCUCCAAUGAUUUGAUUUCCAUUACAUCUUCUGAUUGGUACUCUACUCCAGCAGCCCAGCCUCUGUCUGCGCGGAUCGAGCAGGAGCUCAGUGGUCCGCGGCGCUCCCCGGCCGAGCACGGACACGGCACACACGGCGAUGGCCGGCGGCCGGGAGCCUCGGCGACGGCGCGCGCUGGUGCUCCCGCUGCCGUUCCAGGGCCACAUCGACCCGAUGAUGCACCUGGCCGGCGCGCUCCACGCGCGGGGCCUCGCCGUCACAGUCCUCCACACGCGCUUCAACGCGCUGCACCCCGCGCGCCACCCGGAGUUCCGCUUCGUCGAGGUCCCCGACGGCGUGCCCGCCGACGUCGCCGCCGCGGGCCGGAUCAUCGACGUCAUCCUCGCCAUGAACGCCGCCAUGGAGGCGUCGCCCGCGCCCGUGCGGGCCGCCCUGGCGUCCGCGAUGCUCGCGGGCGGUGACGAGGAGGCCGGGGCCGCCGCGUGCCUCUUCAUCGACGGCAACCUCCUCGCCGUGCAGCGGGUCGCCGCCGGCCUCGGCCUGCCCACGCUGGUGCUGCGCACCGGGAGCGCCGCGUGCUUGCGGUGCUUCCUCGCGUACCCCAUGCUCCAUGACAAGGGAUACCUUCCUCCCCAAGAGUCAAACCUGGACACGCCGGUGCCGGAGCUGCCGCCGCUGCGGGUGAGGGACCUCUUCCUCUCGCCGGUGAGCAGCCACGACAAGGUCCGCGAGGUCCUCGCCCGGAUCACCGAGACCGUGCGCAACUCCUCGGGCGUCGUCAUCAACACGUCCGAGGCUCUGGAGGCCGCCGAGAUGGAGCGGCUUCGCGGCGACCUCGCCGGCGCCGGCCUCCCGCUGCUGCUCGCCGCCGGGCCCUUCCACAAGCUCUCCUCCCGGAGCGCCGGGAGCAGCCUGCUCGACCAGGACCGCAGCUGCAUGGCGUGGCUCGACGCCCGCGCCCCCGGCUCGGUGCUCUACGUGAGCUUCGGGAGCCUCGCCGCCAUGGAUCCCGGCGAGUUCCUGGAGGUGGCCUGGGGCCUGGCGACCAGCGGCCACCCCUUCCUGUGGGUGGUCCGCCCCAAGCUCGUCCGGGGCUGCGACGGCGCGCAGCUCCCCGACGGAUUCGAGGACGCCGUCGCCGGCAGGGGCAUGGUGAUCCGGUGGGCGCCGCAGCAGGAGGUGCUGGCCCACCCGGCGGUGGGCGGGUUCUGGACCCACUGCGGGUGGAACUCGACGCUGGAGAGCGUCGGCGAGGGGGUGCCGAUGCUCUGCCGGCCGGACGCCGUGGACCAGAUGAUGAACGCGCGGUACGUGCAGGAGGUCUGGGGCGUGGGGUUCGAGCUGGAAGGCGAGCUCGAGAGGGGGAGGGUCAGGGACGCUGUUCGGAGGUUGAUGGAGGGGGAGGGGGCUGAGAUGAGGGAGAGGGCCAAGGUGCUUGGCAGGAGAGUAGCAGACAGCUGCUUGGAGAGCUCUGGGUCUUCUCGGAUUACCAUGGACAAGCUGGUCAGCUACAUACUGUCUCUGUGAAAGUGUGAAGUGUGAACCUUCUGCUAGCUGCAUGCAUGGAUGUGUUGGGUUAAACAUUCUGGGAGGAGAUUAGUGGCUGAUAUUCUGAGGCCUAUUGGAUGCAUUUAUUCGUCGAUGAACAAUUCAUGUGUAAUUCCGAUGCUCUCUUGAUUUCUCUGGUGUAAGUUUGUCCCCUUGAUAUA